Molecule: messenger RNA, 6868 nt
Organism: Toxorhynchites rutilus septentrionalis
Lineage: Eukaryota; Metazoa; Arthropoda; Insecta; Diptera; Culicidae
Product: rRNA N6-adenosine-methyltransferase ZCCHC4
Exons: 4
Coding region: 376-1608 (410 amino acids)
Biological process (GO): rRNA methylation
Cellular component (GO): cytoplasm; nucleolus
Molecular function (GO): rRNA (adenine-N6-)-methyltransferase activity
Source: RefSeq, a predicted model, not a curated record
AAUGUUUUUGUAGGCAAUACAGUUACAGCUUUGUAUUGUAUAGAAGAAAAUCCACAGUUUAUGGAAAUAACAGCUUCAUUUGUUUUUCUUAUAAUGCAGAUUUUAGCUAUAAACAACAUGUGAAAAAAAUAGAUACAACCUGUAUUGGAACAUGAUAUUUUUACUCACUAAUUAGCCUAAAUAGUAGCCUAGCGUUCGCCAGUGAGAAUAAUUUUGAAUGACCUAACGGAGAAUCCUACUUGCGAACAUGGGCCAACUGUAUUAUUUCAAAUAACCAACGACAGCGAUCGCCCCGAAGAGGAGUAUUUUGCGUGUACAGCUAGUCGCAAUGGUGAAUGUUCAUUUCAUAUUAAAAAGAAUGGAGAAUCGCGUUAUAUGCGCAAUGAGGUGAAAACAUCGAUUGCAACAGAAAUGUUUACCGAGGUACGCAACGCAGAGGCUUCUCAAAAGAUGUAUUGUAUCACGUGUCAAAAAUUAUUGCUGAAGUCAGAUUUAAGUUACCACAAAAAUCAUAGGGUUUAUGAUGAACUAGACGAAGAGACACUAAAGGAACCUACGCGUGUUUUACUACCAUUAAGCCGUGACGGUAACGAAGCGCAAUAUUUUUUUACUGAUAGUGCAUUGCACUGCUUCGAAAGCAUCUUUAGACAUCUAAUGAUUACAAAAGUACUAUGCGUUGGAGCACCCAGAUUGCAUGAAUACCUCUCCACUAAAACUAAUAUUAGUUCGUUGUUACUGGACAUUGAUGAACGAUUCCGUUGGUUCUACGAUGAAGAUCACUUCGUUCAUUACAACAUGUUCAAUCAUUACUUUUUCAACGGGCAAUGUGCAGAAAAUGUCUUCGGAAAUUUUUUAUUGAAUCCUGGUUUUUCCCACAGAAUAUGUAUCUUUACUGAUCCUCCCUUCGGAUGCCGUACCGAGUUGCUAGCGAAUGCCAUAAGAACAAUAAAUCAAUCGUACAACAGAAUCAAUUCAACUACUCAAGAAAUACUGCCGGUAUUCUUGAUAUUUCCUUAUUUCAUGGAAAACUACGUACAAAAAGUAAUGAGUGCUAUGGAAAUGACGGACUAUCAGGUUAAUUACAGCAACCACGACAAAUUCCACGACGGUAAAAGCGGAUUAAAAAACGGUACCCCGGUUCGAAUGUUUACCAAUGUUCCCAUGGAUUCGUUCUCUCUACCUGCUGAUCAAGGAUACAAGUAUUGUUCAAAGUGUAGAAGAUACACUCAUAUAUCCAAUUCACAUUGCUCUAUAUGUAAAAUGUGUCCUUCGAAAAACGGAUCCACCUAUCGUCAUUGUUUGAAAUGCAAUUGGUGUGUUAAACCAAACUACAAACACUGCAACCGUUGUGGGAGAUGCACCCAAAUACAGGGACAUGUUUGCCAUUCCUACGUGAACCAAAUAACGUGUAGAAUUUGUACAACGAAAGGCCAUACAGAGAAAAAUUGUGUUUAUUGGAAAAUUAAACAUAAGAAGUUCAAUACAGGCUGCCUAAUAUGUGGUGGAAAAUCUCAUAUAAUCAAGCACUGUAAACUGCGCAAACAGCGUUUAAAAGAAAAAUAUUUUCUUGGCAAUUAUUCCAACUCAAUUAACAAUAUUGUAGAAUAACACCCUUAUUCUCAUUUUUGAACGAAUAGGAAACGUACGCAAAUACCAUCAUUGUUUUCGAACGAGCCAUUCGUCGUAUUUUAAUUUACAGUCGUACUAGAUCAUAUUAUUGGUGUGCUUAUUUGAAUAAACUACAUUAUCGACAUUGAUGACAGCUGUUUACAUUUUUUACACUUCUGUUCUGUUUUUGUUUGAGCUUGCUCGGAUGGAGGAGCUAACCGAGCUUGGUGCCGCCUAUACCCAAAUAACUCAUCUUUCUUCCCGGCUGGGCAAUCUAUGGAAUUUGCGUUCACCCACUCUGCGCAACAAUCACUUCGUCUAUCUGCCCCGGGAUCUCACAGUGCUCAGGCUGGUAUUUCUCGACAUCAGCAACAAUAUUGCUAUCCUGCCGGUGGAAUUUCGACAAAUGCGCUCGCUGGUCGAUCUAGAACUGUCGAACAACCCGAAUACCUCACCACCAGCAAGCAAUAGUAAAAUACCCAUUCCAAAUGGCACCCCGAAAAAGGCGGCCGUGUCUUACAGCAGCUGUACGGAUUACGCAUACGUGAAGACGAACAGUCCCUACAAGGCGUCCACUGGCAUUCUGACCCAUAACAGCGUUCCUACUUCGAUUUCGAAGCCAACGGUAAACGGGGGAAACCAGAAGCCAAUCUCUGCAACCGUUGAAACCUAACAAGUGGGUUGGAGUUAAUUUGUAACGAUAUUAUGUUUCGCGAUAAGUUAACCCACGUUUCUCGUACUGGCAAUAUCCCAAGAAAGGCUUCUCACAUUUGGCACAAAGUUCUGAAACAAUAAUAUUAUAUGAACAAGUGCCAACUUCUGGAAACUAGACUGAACCUGGAGGCAAUCGCCAACGAGAUUGACACGGUUCAAUGCUGUUGCUCGACGAAAGUAGGUAGUAACCUAUGCGGAUUUAUUUAUCUGAACGCUCUUCGUUCAAGUGUCAGACAUUGAUUGAUCUUAUACAUAGUUCCAAGCAGAUGAAUAAUGUUACAUAUAUUUCAAGUGCUGGAGCGUUGCAUCUGGCAACUGAAUGCAAAUAAAAAACUUUGACGAGUUUAAUGCUGGCUCUAGAUAUUCGGAUGGAUUGAUCAUCGGUUUACAGCUUCAAAAUAUAAUUUAUUAAUAAAACUUAGCUCGAUCGAACCAUUUCUCCUGGGAUUUAUUUACAAUCCCGCUUUGCAUCACACUGCUUGAACAGUGGAAGAAGCAAUCCUAAGUGUGACACAUUUGCUUAGGGAUUAACUAUAAAAAAAAGUUGCUUCAAUAGCUGGAAUACAUUGGGUCGUUCUAAGUGGGAAAUUAACUUUAACGCCUCUGGGAUCUCGAUCUCUGCACAUGUUAGCAGCAAACAUCGCUACCUUGACACGAUCCUUUCGGAAAUAUUGUGUAAAUUGUCAAUUGGCGAAAAUAUUCGCCAACAGUUCCACUAAAAUGCAAUUCAUUAUCCACAGCGCUAGGCAAGUAUCCACAAGAAUGUCUGGGCUGAACCGAUGUUAUCGACUUUGCGAAAGAUUCCAUAAAAAAAAAAGAUUUAGGUUGAAUUCUAAGUCUUCCAGUGGCAUGGUUGAAAAACUCCAAAGCAGCGUUGAUAAAUCUAUGGCGCGGAAGUAGUUUCUUUGUUGAUUUCUGUUUCGAUGUGUUUGGAUAAUUCGGUCAGAAAUAAGCGGUUCAAACAGCCGUAUGGCACCCGCCAUGUUUUUGAUGCCAACAUCUCACACGUUAGAAGUAUUUGUUUUUUUCAAAACAGCGAUCCGCGUUGACGGCAGUGAGCUUCGUUUACUAGUUUAGGGGAGCGUCAAAGAACAGCUGAUUUUCAGUCGGAGUGAACGUUUUCAAUAUUAAAAUUAUGAAUGAAAAUUAGCUUUCUCAUAUCAAAUUAGUAUUCUGUUUAAAUUAAAAACAGUUUUGUUUGCAGGUGGGGAAAAAGUCUCAUACGAAAAUUGUUUAUGAAGACAACUUGAUAUUAUAAAGAAAAAAAUCAGCAACAAUGUUGGAAUUGUAUGACCAUAUGGUUGAAUGAAAGUCAGAAAUACGUGUUUCUAAUAAUUAAAUAACAUAAUGUGAAAAUUUUCAUUCAAAUUUUAAAAUUUGAAAACCGGCUUCGUGUCUACUAAUCUGGUAGAGAUUACACUAACGAUUUUGGGACCCAAAUUAUGACUCAAACUUGAAGUCGCCACCAGACGUCGACGUUAUCGCGAAUUACCAAUUUACCACCAUCUGACAUAUCGUGAUGUCGAUGAUGAACUUUUACAGCAGAGGGAUAGUGAGAUAGGCGGUGACGGUAGGUAGAGUGAGAUAGCGAUAAUCGUGUCAUACACCUGGGUUCAAAUCAUCGUCCCAUAUAAGGUUAUCAAAGAUAUAUGCGAAAAGAUGAGACAGCCCUUGGAAAUCAAAACAUUUCCCAUGGCUUUGUACAAUAUUUCUAGGGAAUGAGUAUGAAUUAGGUUUACAAUAAAAGGAAUCAAGUAAAGUCAAUCGUUCCUACCGUAUUUUUUCCAUGAUUUCUUCGGAACAAAUCUGAUUCAUUUGGGACAUUUCACCAAUGUGACAAACAAGGCUGAAUCACUUUCUUCAAAGUUCAAAAACUUCAAAGUUGUCAACCGGUCAAGAAACAAUUCGGAAAAAUUUAUUAGCAAAAAAAAACAGAAUAUUAUUAACACUAGAGACUGUUGUUUAUAAUUAGUUAUUUUUUUUUUUCAUUUUCUCUAUUACAAGUACAGUCUAUUUAAUUUCUGUUGUGUUUCUUGCAUGCAAAAUGAAGCGGAAAGUGAAAUUACUGUUGCUUCCUCCGAAGCCUCCACCAAAACUUGUAUCUGCUCCUCGGAAUUGGAAGAACUGUCGGAACAUGUGCUGUGGGUCAAUGUCUGAAAGUAAAACAUGUUAAGUGUGAUUCGCAUACAACAUCAACGUCACGUUUACGUUCAGUCAUGUCACGUUGCGUCAAUUAUUCUUCCAUGGAAUUCCUAUUGAAGCAUUCACAUACACCAGCAACGGCAAGUCGAAGUUCCCGUUGCCGGUGUAUGUGAAUGUUUGCAUAAGAACUGCUUGGAAGAAUAAUGUGCGAUCCACAUAGAACGUUACGGAAAAGAAUGUCUACGUUCCGUCACCGUCUCCACCAAUUCACACAUGCAGUCUAUGCUUGCAGCAGCACCGUCACGUCAAAUGUCAAACGAAUGAUUCAUUUAAUGUUAUUCAUGGUGUCGCCACCUACAACAGUCCUCAGUUGCAAUGUCCUCUUUCGAAUGAGCAUGCCUGAAUCAGUUCUAAAUUUAAGAUAAAUUCAAUGGAAAUCAUUGAAAUAUAUAACGUAAAUGCUUAAACCCCGUAGUUCUGACCUUUAUCCAACAAUAAUAAUAUAUAGACUAUGUUUCUCAACUAGUCACGAAUGAUUUUGACUUCGGAAUUUGGAACUAAGAGAUAUGUUGGCAUAAAAAAUAUAACCAAAACAAAACAAAAGUCGAGACACAAAGCCCAGACAAAAACCCAACGAAUCGUCCGUCUCCGUCAAUUAUUCUUUUCUACAAAUCCUGCCGGUCGUUUUCGUUGAACGUAUACUGACGGGUCGUUACGUUGCCGGUGUAUGUGAAUGUUUUCAUAAGAACUGCAUGGUAGAAUAACUGACGUAACGGAACGUGAACGUAACGUGGAUGUUGUAUGUGAAUCGCACUUAAUUGACGCAACGUAACGGGACGGAACGUGAACGUGACGUGGAUGUUGUAUGUGAAUCGCACUUUAUUCGGUCGCUGAACUUUUCCUCCCACCUAAAAAAAUCAACAACGUGACUGUUCAAGAUCCUCAAUGUCAUAUUCACUACCGUAUCGUGUUUUCAUGCCAGCAUCAGAUAAUACCAGCUGUAUGUCCCCACGCCUUGUUUUUGGUGCCAACAUCUCAAACAUCAAAAGUAUUUGUUUUCUUCAAAAUCCGCGAUCCGCGUUGGCGGCAUUGUGCUUCGUUUACUAGUUUAGGGGAGUGUCAACGAAUAGCUGAUUUUAAGUCGGAAUGAACGUUUUCAAAUUUAAAAUUAUGAAUGAAAAUUAGCUUUUCUAUAUCAAAUUAGCAUUCUAUUUGAAUUAAAAACAUUUUUGUUUGCAGGUGGUGAAAAAGUCUCAUACGAAAAUUGUUUAUGAAGACAAUUUUAUAUUAUAAUAAAAAAAAAUCAGCAACACUUUUGGAAUUGUAUAGCCAUAUGGUUUAAUGAAAGUCAGAAAUACGUGUUUCAAGUAAUUAAAUAACAUGAUGUGAAAAUUUUCAUUCAAAUUUUGAAAUUUAAAAACCGGCUUCGUGUCUUCUAAUCUGAUAGAGAUUACACCAACGAGUUUGGGAUACAAAUUAUGUAUGGCCCUAAUUUGAAGUCGACACCACCGCGAAUUACCAAUUUACCACCAUCUGACAUAUCGUGAUGUCGAUGAUGAACUUUUACAUCAGAGGGAUAGUGAGAUAUGCGAUGACGGUAGGUAGAGUGAGAUAGCGAUAAUCGUGUCAUACACCUGGAUAAUACUGUGUACGCUUCGCCUACUUCCUUGAAUUUCAAUUCCUACUCCUUUUUCUCUUCCUCCGAAAAGUUCGCAUAACGAUUCGGGUGAUGAAACUGCGCACGGUUACGAUAAGCCUUUUUGAUCUCAUCUUCGGUGCUUGUUUCGAAACGCCUAAUAUUUUGUAUUAAUCCUUGCGCUUCGAUUUCUUCAACUACAGCUUUGCAUCUUUGAGUGAAGUCUUUAAUUCUAAUUCGUAAUCUUUAACACAUUCCUCGAUUUUUUUUUUGUUAAUCCAAAAUAUAUAUUUUUAUUAAGGCUCAUAUGGCGUCAACCUGACGGGGCCGGGAGUUCAAUAUUUCGACAAUGUUUGCCUUAUAACUAUGUUAGUAAUAUGCAACCGAUUACUCGCGGUUGGCUCGAGGUUAGUAUUACAAGUGUUUUCGUAAUUGUGAUGUUGCUGUCUCCAAUGCUCUGUACCUGUGCCCGACACGGGAUAUUGGGAUGCAGCUGACCAUUAAUCAGCAACGCCCCCCUAGUCUGUACCCCAUAUCUAGCGUGGUGCGUCUUCUCGACUCGAGGAAUCCAGGAUAGAAUGGUCACUAGCCGGCGCAAACAUCAGCUCGUGUAGAGUUGUCAUGAGCGGUACAACCUUUGGCUCUUAUUGAAUGAUCAGUAGACUGCACAACCUUUGGCUCGUGUAUCUGUAAAGAGUGUGUGUAUGUAUUGCCGCGACUAAGUAAAAGUUUAUAGAUCGGAUAGGAGGGAUAUGAAACGGGGACACA